Rotaria sp. Silwood2 is the source of this 921-nucleotide messenger RNA. NCBI's taxonomy places the organism in Eukaryota, Metazoa, Rotifera, Eurotatoria, Philodinida, Philodinidae. The record is from the annotation of a GenBank genome assembly.
AUGGACUCGGAAAAUUCAAGAUACUUACAAAAUUAUCCAUUGUUGGUACCAUUAUUAGAUGCAAGAACAAAUGAAUAUUGGCUCUUUCAUGGUUCUGAUUCUAAAACACAUGAAGUUUUAUUAAACAAGGGUUAUGAUCCUCGAGUGUCAAAUGUAGGGGGAAUGUUUGGAGGUGGAUUUUAUUUGGCAGAAAACUCAAGUAAAUCCAAUCAAUAUAUUCCAUGUCCUGGUUGUCAUGAAAAUUAUAUAUCUCAUCAACCUUAUUGUAAAUGUAAAAAUCAAGAGGAUUUCCUGUAUUCAAUUAUUCUCUAUCGAACAUUAUUAGGAGAUGUGCAUAUAGUAAAAGAAUAUAAAAGCGAAAUUCACCGUGGAGUAGAUGCAAAUCAUCCUGUGCGUCGACCACCACAAAAAAAGCAUUCACAGGAAUUGUAUGACAGCGUGAUGGGAGAAUCUAGAAAAUAUGGUGGUGAUGUAUUAAAUUAUCGUGAAUUUGUCGUAUAUGAUACUGGUCAAGCAUAUCCAGAAUAUGUGAUACAAUUUAAGAGAUCAGCAAAAAAGACUGUGCCACGAUUUGAUAUGAAAUGUGUGAUGGAUAGUUGUCACUCUCUUCUUACAACUUAUUGUUUGGAUACAGUGGUACCUCGUCUUGUUAAAUAUAUUGAUAUGUUAACCAAUUGGUAUGUCAAAUUGAAUAAGAAACGUUUUAAGGGUGAAACAACAUUAGAAGAUUGUCUUGUUUUAUUAAAUGUUCUUUGUUAUAUCCUUUUAACAAUGGCUAAAUUAAUGGUACCAUUUACAUCAUUUCUUGCUCAAUAUAUGUAUCAAAUCUUAAGGAAAUUAAUGCCACCAAAAUCAUCAUCAUCAUCUUCUGAACAAGAAUUAUGUGUUCACUUUCAAAUGAUUCCAAAAUCAUAUCAUUAA